ACUCAGAUCCGAAAACAGAUACGAUACCUACAUAUGAUUAAGUUUGAAACGCAGUGCAAAUUGCGAAAUUGCAAAAAAUAUUUUGCAAAUAUUCGAAGCUUACAACCUUUUUCUAUUAGAUGUUACCCUCAAUAUUCACAUUAAUAACAAUUUAAAGAAAAGAUAUGUGUGAAUGAAAAUAGGGACUUAUUUUUUAGACCAAUUCCAACUGUAAUGAUACAAAAUGGCAUCCAGUCCUGACAAUGAAGACGACUCCCUCAUCGUGAUCCUGGGUACAUCCCCCGGCGGCAGUAUGGUUGAAAAAAGUAAUGGCACAACAAAUGGAGAUCUAGAAAGAUCACAAAUAGAAGAUGCUAUGAGAUCACUAUCAAAUGAAGCUAAUAUGGCUUUUAAGGCUCAAUUUAAUUUGGGUGAAAGUCCCUCACCAGCCAGUAUGAUGGUAGCGAGUACUAUAAUAACCGAGGACAGGAGUACAGAGGAGCUGCAAAAGAGAUUCGGCGAUUUAUUGGACGAGAAUUUUGUAUUGAAGGAGACUUUGAAGCAAAACAACGACUCUAUGAAGGAGCAGUUCAUACUGAUAGCGUCGUGUCAGGAAGAUAUGCUGAAGACACACCGACUGCACAAGGAAAAGUUUGAUGAAACAAGGGAGCUUGUCGAGCGGCUUAGACAAGAAAAUAAGCAACUCAAAAUGGAUAUAUCACGUCUGGCCGAAGGUGAACAGAACAGUAUCGGCCAAAAAAAACUGUCAGGCUUCGAACUGGUCACAUCAGUUGAGGAAGAUACUAUCGAGAAGCUGUCAUCACAGUUAGAACUCGUCGAGAAACAGAGACGACAGUUGAUAGUUGACAACGAGAAGCUGAGCUGGCAGAAGGAAUCCCUAGAACAUAUAGUUGACUCCAUGAACAAGGAGAGAGACGACGCCAAGAAAAAGCUACACAAGGUCGAGCUCCAACUCUCCACUAUGGAGAACGAUCAUGCUCAGGAAGUCAGCAAACUGCACUGUAUCAUAAGUGACCUACAAAACAAACUGAAGACGCAGAGUGUGAAUACAUCUCCGGAGGAGGUUUCCAAACGUGAUGUGUACAUACAGAAGCUGGAGGGCAAGAUGUCCUUAUUACAGAAUGAAUUGAAGAAAGCUCAGAUAAAGAUCCUCGACCUGGAAAAUAUUAAGUUGGAAUUCAGCCAGCACAAGUCCAACGUGUCUGAGACGGUGAAGAUGUACAAAGACCAGAUCCAGGAACUAAAGGAUAGAAUUAAAGAGGUCCAGACGACGGUGUUCCAGCCGAUCCGCGUGUCCGUGUCGGAGCCGUCGAGUUCGUCCGAGUUCCUCAACAAUGUCAAGCUCUACGACCGCACGCUCAAGCACCUGGCCGACUACCUCAACUCGCUCAGCAACGGGCUAUCUGAUAGUCUAGCUCACACCCUGGGCGUGGUGUCCAGUAUACAGGAUGUUAAGAUCGACCGCGGCUCGGUGGACAAGGUCAAGUGUGGAGUCGGGGAGCUCAAGACACUCAUAGCAACACAGCACUCUAACGUUGUGUCUAACGUAGCUCAUGUCCGCAGCACGCUGUCCACGUUCGAAGGCAUCUUUAAGGAUCACAACGAACUGUUGAAGAGAUCCGUCACCAACACCGACACGGUGCAGGCUCCGUGUGUGCAGCAGUUGACGGAAGCGCUCGUGGCUCGCGGCCAGCAGGUGUCCGAACUGCUGGAAGAGCUGGCAGCUGUGAAGGCACGCACCGACGACGCCGACUUACUGAGGGCCCAAGUCGACUUGUACAAAAGCGACUUCGAAGCUGAGAGGGAAUCCCGAGAGAAGAUGGCCAGCGAGAAAGAAAAUCUCCUCGCAGACCUUAGAGUGGCUCAGAAGAAGAUACAAGACUUGACAACACAGUUGGAGGAGCUUCGUGUUCUGAGUCCAAGCCUGCACAAGAGCAUCACCAGCCCUCGCCCGCGGUCCGCUGGCAAGCCCGCCCCCACCACCACCGCCCGCACCGCCCCCACCACCGCUGUCGCAGCCAACGCUGUUCGUAAGAAGAAGAGAACUGAGAAGUCAGUGGUGGAGGCCGCCAGCCGCGAGACGACUCCGCCGCCCGCCAAGUACAUCUGCCCCGCCUGUGACGGCAGCUUCAGGACAUACAUGAUGCUGGAGAGACACGUGCACGAGUGUCUGCUCUAGGAAAUAUACAUUCGUUUAUUACAUUAGCCGAAUUGUUAAAUCAGCCGUUCUAUUAAGCCGGUCCGUUAAACAAAGCCGAAGAUAUCAUUUUUUUGUUACAUAUUAAAACAUGACGUAGCGAAAUAUUUUUCAAUGUCAGUGAAAGUUAUUUAACUAAUUUAUAAAGAAAAAAAAUAUAUAAUUUAUAACAAAAGUGCCAUUAAGUGAAUAAUUGUUGAUGAAAUUAUUGCAGUUAAAUGUCCGCUUGAACUCAGCAGGUCGCUACAUAUGUGUGCAGCUGUCAGCUUUGGUCAUAGUUUUUAUCUAUUAUUAUUAUUGUUCAAUACCAUCUCCAGCACUGAGACCCGCUCUCACACGUUGGAACCGUGUACUACAAACUUCUCUCCAGAAACCGUUUGGAACACUAUCGCAUGUCUCAUCUAAUGCGCCUCUAAGCUUUUCGUCGUUAAAAAACUCGCGUCCCUUUAAAUUGGUCCUUCACUUAAGGGAAAUGUUCAAAGUCUCGCCGCGGCGCUAAGUCUAGAAGUGACGGAAAUAUCCAAGUAAUUUCAGUCCAACUUCACAAAUAUAAACUUCUACGAGCUCGACGCGGGCCUCGUCCUAAUGCACAGACUAAGUCCUAAAUAAGAUUGCUCGUCUUCGACUGUGGCAGACGUGCCUCCGUGUGCCCUCUUGCAGUAACAGUCUUCUGUUUAUCGAGCGCGACGGUAGCUAUCAUUCCGCGUUUUGAGAAAAAUACAGCGGGGCCUAUUUUCUUAACUGAUCGCAGCUUACCCGCGCUGGCUGUCCCUCUUGAAUGACCUUGAACUGUCGAGGCAUCACAAUAAAGCCGAGUUCCGCCCGUCGUCGCUAGUUAGGUUUUAUAAAUCUACCCUCGUCUAAACAACAUCUAAUAUUUAUUUCGCCCACGACGAAACUUAUGUAGUGACCUAUUUUUUAUGAAUAGUUUUAGACUUUUCCAGUAACAUAUUGAAUAUUUUUUUAUAACAUCGGGUGUUUAUUACGGAGUAUAUUAAUAACAAAGUAUAAUGUGUUCGUAUAUUUUGAUUUGUUAGAGGAGUUAUAUCUAGUUCAAUACAAACAUAUAUAUGUAUAUAUAUACAAAUGUAUUUAGUUUUUCCUCUUGUAUUAUAUAAUUAUAAUUUUAAAACAUUUAACUGUACAGAUAAUACACGUGUCACACUUGACAAGUGACGUCUAUGAUAACUUACCUCCGACAUAUUUUGAAAGUCUCCGCUGUUCACUUGAUCUUUGAUAUUUAUAUAAUCAACGUGUAUUUUAAACUAUUUCCAUUGAAAUGCAUUUUUAAUAAGAACAUUUAUUACAAGUAAAGUAUACGUAACUAUUUUUAAGUGUUUUUUUUUUAUUUUAAUUGUAUAAAAUUUAAAAUAAGUAAUGAUAGGCCUUCAGGUGUCCUAAAUGCAUGAUGUUCUCCAGCGACCAGUACAACCUCAUGGAGGAGCACUUCGAAUACUGUCUAGACGACUUUUAAUAUUAAUUCAGUCGUAUUGCAACAGUUGUAAAGAAAUUUAACAGGGGCGGUUAGGUUUGUGUAGUGUGAUCUCUAGGUAACGGUUAUAAGGGUUCAGUGGAGCAGCGGAUUGUAUGGCGAGUGACCGAAAAAACAAAAGAUAGUGCAAUUAAAUUUAUUUUAUGUUGAAUCAAUUUUGUUGACAUAAUUUUUCGAAUUGUUCCAAAGUUUGAAUUCUAACAAUUAGUCGCGUGUUUUUUAAAGCCCCUGAUUGGUUUAAACGGUGUGACGUCAUAAAAUCCCCGUCACGUGACAUACCGCUCAUGAAAUGCCGGGUUCUCAUUGGUUAAAAUAUAAUUGUGUAUUAAGCUGUGACCGCCAUUAACUCGGCUAUAGUUACCAUGUUUGUUUAAGAGAUGUUUCCUUGUUUGUGAUAUGAAAUUAAUAUUAUUUGUUUAAAUGUUUAAGAUAAGUAACAUUAUAAUUUGUGAUAUGAUAAUUUAAUUACAAUAGAAAUAUUAUGAGAUACUUUCUUUAUAAAAUGUAUACGAUGAAAUAUUAUAUUAUUUACUAGUAAUUGAUAUGUUAAUUAUUUUGAAAUAUCCGUAAAAUGUUGUGAAAAAUCCAGAAACUACACAAAUUAUAUAAAAAACAGUCUACCUGUAUACGAAAUUCAAAAUGUCCAUUAUUAUCUACAGCCUCGCCUUGUGUGGAGACGUGAUUUAUAGGUAUGUUAAAUAUUAAUAAAUAUCUUAUAAAGUGACUUUAGUAAACAUUUUUAUGAGUUAUUAACGCACAUUGCAUAAGAAUCGAACGAUAUCGGACCGGAGGCGCCUACUUUAUGAUAAUUACUUGCUACUACGAAUAUAGUAUGUAUGUAUUACAGUAAUGUAUUAUAAGUAGUGUUGUGGUCAGUGACGUCACACGGCCGUCAGACCCCAAACAUUUGAUCAUUGAUGUGAUGACGUCAUCGCGCCCUCAAAAUAUUAUUACGUCAGUAAUCAAUAACGACUGUUAUUGUAGUGACAUCCGGGAGUUCCGUAUUUUUUCUAUUUUUCUUAUUUAUUUAAAUUAAUUAAUUCUGUUUGGGAUAUACAAAAGCUUCAGUCAGAGUGCAACAUCCAACAUUCCCGUAAUUUCAAAAUGAAAGCGUUCAGUUUAGGAAAAAAUAAUAUUGCGACGUUUUAAUAAAUAUGUAUAUAAAAAAAUAGCAGGAAAAUACUGAGCGCUUAUAUAUAUAUAAGUAAAUUUCUUAUUUCCAAUAAAUAAACCUCAUAUAGUGUAAAAAUACUUUAAGUAUGUUCGUAAUAAAAUAUAAAUAAAAUAUUAUCAA
Molecule: messenger RNA, 4983 nt
Organism: Danaus plexippus (monarch butterfly)
Lineage: Eukaryota; Metazoa; Arthropoda; Insecta; Lepidoptera; Nymphalidae
Gene: key
Product: optineurin
Exons: 16
Coding region: 224-2179 (651 amino acids)
Biological process (GO): regulation of canonical NF-kappaB signal transduction
Cellular component (GO): cytoplasm; nucleus
Molecular function (GO): K63-linked polyubiquitin modification-dependent protein binding
Source: RefSeq, a predicted model, not a curated record